Messenger RNA from Synchytrium microbalum, 1047 nucleotides. RefSeq lists its product as uncharacterized. Lineage: Eukaryota; Fungi; Chytridiomycota; Chytridiomycetes; Synchytriales; Synchytriaceae. The transcript has 6 exons. Bases 1 to 1047 code for a protein of 348 amino acids. The record is from RefSeq and is a predicted model, not a curated record.
AUGAUGAGGAAAGAGGCAGACGACUUUUGCGAUGCUCUAUUGCUGGCAUCAAAGAAGAUGCAGAAUGAAGUAGCAGCUAUUAAUAACUUGACUGACAAGAAUGCAGUGAAAGAUUGGGAAGCCAUUUCACACAUCAGAGAUUCCUUCUUUAGCAACACUUCGCAGACCAUUUGCAGCUUCUCAGAUACCGCCAGUGCUUUGGAAUCCGAACGUGAAAACAUGAGCACUGAAAGUGUAUUGAGUGCACUGACUGAUGUUCUAUCCAAAAUCAACCUGCAAACAGAAUUUAUUGUCUCGCACCUAUCACAGUAUGGCUACGAACUUCCACCCAAACUUACUGGUCGAUCUGAUCAAGACAAUGAUGCUGAUGAUGAUGAAGUUUGUGAUCAAGGCGAUCAAGCGGACGUCAUGCAAGGGUCUGAAUACGCUUCAGCAAACACUUCUCUGAAUGUUGACCAACGUACCUACACACAAGGAUCGAGACAGGGCGAUCGAUCGCCAUCUCCACCAGCAUUCGAAAGUUUGGGGUUGUCGCUGUAUUCGUUGAAUCUCAUGGAAUCAAACUUUGAAGAAUACGGCCGAGAAUCGGAUGAAGUAGAAGCACCACCAACACCACACUCUAUACUCUCGCGCAAAACAACAGAUACAGAGACUGCAACACCACCCGUUCCCUUCUUGCUCUCAAAUAAUCGUAGCAGAUUCAGUUUGUCCAAACGAGAAUCGAACUCUUCACGAUCAUCGUCUAUGCCUCUCAUGGAUCCAAUAAGGCAGGAUGAAAUGGAUAGGUUGGAAGAUUACUUGCAAUCGCAACUUACGACUGAUGUGCUCAAUGCAUAUGUAGCUGAGAUAAACGACUUUACAACAGACAAGAGGUUUAUGACUGGUGAUGAUGGUGUAGAUGAUGCAUUCACAGUGGACGAAAUUACGCAGCUGGCAUUUGACAAGAAGCAUGGAAAAGCAAAAGCCGUCGUGCUGGCAUUGAUUGAACUCAAGCGGAUCAGUGCAGAGCUGAGAAAGAACAAGGAGCAGAUGUAUUAUAUCCUUUGA